This is a messenger RNA of Carassius auratus (goldfish), 1470 nucleotides long. Its product is annotated as G2/M phase-specific E3 ubiquitin-protein ligase-like. The coding region runs from base 44 to 1015 and encodes 323 amino acids. The transcript is spliced from 7 exons. The record is from RefSeq and is a predicted model, not a curated record. NCBI's taxonomy places the organism in Eukaryota, Metazoa, Chordata, Actinopteri, Cypriniformes, Cyprinidae. Gene Ontology annotation, molecular function: ubiquitin-protein transferase activity.
AAGGGACAUUCUCAGACUGCAUGAGACAGAGAAACCUCUUUAAAUGUGUAUGGACUUGAGAACGUGUGCUGAAGAACAGGAAAGGCAACUGAUCAACUUCUACAAGCAAAGAAAUGUAGAGUGGGCCUGUCCUGUCAAAUGUCAACUUGAAGGGGAUGCUGCAGUUGGUGAUGGAGUCACCAGACACUUUUUUUCUACAAUUCUUGAAAAACUGAAGUAUGGUUUCAGUUUGAACUUGGGAAACACAGGAGUUACUUGCCUCUUUGAGGGACAGCCAGACCACUUGGUGCCCUCAUCCUCACAAUUCCUCACUGAAAGUGACCUCUUCCUAGUAGCGGGGAGAAUGCUAGGUCAUUCUUUUCUGCACGGCGGCCCAUGUCUCGCAGGGCUCAGCAGAGCUUUUGUUCAUGUUCUACUUCAAGGUUCUCAAGAUACUGCCACUUUGCAAUUGGAGGACUGCCCAGAUGUUGACAUACGGGAGACCAUCAACUUGCUCAGUGGACAGUCUCCAUUGAAUGAGGACCAGUCUAGUAAAGUCCUGGAUCUUUGUUUGUCUUGGGAUCUUCCUGGUCCAACAGAAGAAAACAGAAGGUGGCUUUACGAACGUCUGCUGUCACAUGCGGUUCUCGGGAGAAGAGUACGCCAAAUCAAGCAACUGAAACGAGGACUGAAAGACACUUGUGUUUGGCCUCGUCUAACUGAGAGGAAGGAUGUGGUAUUCUUUCCCAAGGAAUCGGAGGACUCAUGCACUCCUGAGAUGCUGCUUUCACACAUCUCCUGUCCUAGAGAGAGUGAUGACGAAGAUGAUGAAGAAUACUCAGCUGAUAUAAAGGAACGGAUCACAGGGUAUUUAAAGCAGUUCAUUGAGACAGCAUCCAGCAAGGACUUAACAAACCUUCUGAAGUUCUGGGUCGGAUGGGAGCAGAUGGAGGCAAAUAUGGCUGUGGAAAUUGUGAAAAGUGAUCUCCCAAAAUCCUCUAGCUGCUUCUGUGUUCUCCGGCUCCCAGGGCACUAAAACAGUUUCCAGUCCUUCAACAAGGGCUUGAUGAUGUGCAUUGGCACAAUGUGUAGUUUUUAGACACAUGUACAUGUUACAUUUGUUACACAGUGAUACACACUUUUAUUAAAUGCUGUUACUGCACUUAGGACCAACGCUUUGUUCAAACCCAGCUUACAGGUUUUUUUCUUUUUCAUUUUUGGGAUUGCUUUGUACAUGAUGCUUGUUGAUCAUGUUGCUAUUUUUUUGAUACUAUGCUAUAAGAUAUAGUACAUUAAGUAAUUGGUUAAUGUUCUGUACACGCAGUCACUUAUACGGUCAACUUGUAUCGUUCCACAAUGGUUUUCUUCAUGCAUGGGCUCAUGCAGUGGUAUAGACAUUGUUGUUCCAUAGCUUGUCGGAAUUUGCUAAAUACCAUUAAGUACUUUAUUCUUUUAAAGUAUUAGAAUUUAUGCAAAAUGUAUAUUUAAACG